AUGGCAGACAUGCUAGUGGAUGGAGCUGCUCAUAACCAGAUGCUAUCUUUCAUGGACGGCAAUGCAGGUUAUAACCAACCAGAUUAUAAUGGCAGAACAGGAUAUCCACAAGACAGCCUUUAUGUGUCCAGGACAUAUAGGCUAAGGCAGGAACAGACAUUCAAAUGGGAAGAACAGCACCAACAGGCUUUCCAGGAAAUAAAACGUUACCUCUCAAAUCCACCAGUUCUAUCCCCGCCGAAAAGAGGCAGACCACUCAAGCUUUAUGUGUCUGCAUCAGAAAAAUCCAUUGGAAGUCUGUUAGUUCAAGAUAACAAAGAAGGAAAGGAACAAGCAGUCUAUUAUCUAAGCAGAACAUUGACAGAAGUGGAGAGAAGGUAUUCCGCAAUAGAAAGGCUCUGCCUGGCCUUGUAUUUCACCGCUGUAAAACUCAGGCACUACAUGCUGCCACACACUAUCUACAUCAUUGCCAAGACAGACUUAAUCAAAUACAUGCUAACAAGACCAAUGCUAAGGGGCAGAAUUCGGAAAUGGACUUUGGCUUUGACAGAAUUCACCUUCAGGUAUGUCCCCCAGAAAGCUGUCAAAGGGCAAGCCGUGGCAGACUUCUUGGCAGAUCACCCGGGAGAGGAGAUUGAAAACAUGGAUUCUUUGGACAUAGCAAAUGCAGAUCUGCUAACUAGAGCUCAUGUUUGCCUUAACAAUCCAAUCUAUUCGAUUCAUCUCCCACCUUGGAAAUUAUAUUUUGAUGGAUCAAAGACAGAUAAAGCUUCAGGAGCAGGGAUUGUUCUGGAAGAACUAUUAGGGGUCAGACGUUGCUAUUCCUUCCAGUUAGAUUUCCAGUGCACCAACAACAGGGCCAAGUAUGAAGCUUUGAUUAUAGGGCUCGAGAUGUUGGUAGAAUUAGGAAUCCAAUCCGUGGAGAUCUUGGGAGAUUCCAUGCUUGUCCUAAAACAGAUUGCUGGAGAAUACAAGUGUCUAAAUCCUUCUCUGGCUGUAUAUCUAGUAGCAGCUAGAAAUCUGCUGACAGAAUUCAGAGAAGCUACUUGGGAGCACAUCCCAAGGGAGGAAAACUUUGCAGCCAAUGAACUGGCUCAGGUGGCAUCAGGCGUACAAAUGCCCGAAGACUGCGUCCAAAGGAUCAUUAAGAUAGGAAGGAAAAGUCUACCAUCUGUUUUGACUAGAGGAAUGGAGAUAGAAGUCAAUUCUGCCUUGAUCACUGAAGAUGAUUGGAGGGAGCCUAUCAUGACUUACUUACGAUAUCCCACUCUGCCCUCUAAGAAAAGAGUCAGGAUCAUGGCUACAAGCUACCUCAUGUGGAAUGAAGAUUUGGUCCGAAAAAGUAAGGAUGAGGUACUGUUAAGGUGCCUCGGGAAGACAGAAUACAUGAAAGUCAUGGGAGAAACCCAUGAGGGGAUCUGUGGAGCUCACCAAGGGGGAAGAAAGAUGUGCUGGUUAAUCAGAAGGUAUGGCUACUUCUGGCCAACCAUGAUGAAGGAUUGCAUCAACUAUUCCAAAGGAUGUGAGGCCUGUCAAAGGCACGGCCCAAUCCAACAGGCCCCUUCGGUUCCCAUGAAUCCAGUAGUAAAACCAUGGCCUUUCAGGGGAUGGGCAAUGGAUCUCAUUGGCAAAAUCUAUCUAGCCAGCAACCAGCAGCACUGUUUCAUUAUCGUUGCCACAGAUUAUUUCACAAAUGGGUAG
Molecule: messenger RNA, 1701 nt
Organism: Prunus persica (peach)
Lineage: Eukaryota; Viridiplantae; Streptophyta; Magnoliopsida; Rosales; Rosaceae
Exons: 2
Coding region: 1-1701 (566 amino acids)
Molecular function (GO): RNA-DNA hybrid ribonuclease activity; nucleic acid binding
Source: RefSeq, a predicted model, not a curated record